Thermochaetoides thermophila DSM 1495 is the source of this 1014-nucleotide messenger RNA. RefSeq lists its product as uncharacterized. NCBI's taxonomy places the organism in Eukaryota, Fungi, Ascomycota, Sordariomycetes, Sordariales, Chaetomiaceae. Bases 1 to 1014 code for a protein of 337 amino acids. The transcript has a single exon. The record is from RefSeq and is a predicted model, not a curated record.
AUGCCGGGUCUCACAAUCACAACAAAUGUUGGCCAGCCGGCCGCGGCAGGGUCUAUUUCGGGUGUCGAGGGUGUGCGCCGACGAUCCUCGACGGCUGUUUCGCCAGGAACUCGGACGUCAUCGCCGACACGCCCGCCGGUUAGUCCGAUCACCCCAAAGUUUGGCCCAACACAGCUGCCCAGCGGCCCCGCUUCCGAUGCUGCCCAUGCAGCCACGACAACGGGCACCACAUCGGCCGUCAGCGAGCCCAUUCCCGAAUUUGCGCUCGGCCGACCGACCUUUACACAUACCACACAGACAGACCAAGUCGGGAUUCCUCCUCCGCCAGCCCAGCCUAUAGAUUUUGAGGAAAAUACCGAUGUGCUCGCCCUCAAGAGCGCAAUCACAAUUCUCCAGCUACAACGUCAGCGAGCGAUAGCUGAUAUCCGCAGACUGCGAGAUGCAAAAGAGGCAGCGCUCGCCAAUCCAGAGGCGUUCAUAGCUGACCUCGCCGCUGGGAAGAUCCAAAUGGAGGGAGCAGAGCCGCGGCUUCCUGCAGGAGAGGACUUAUCCCGAGAAGAUUCUGAUGACACCGAAGAUGAUGAUGUCGGCAGCAACGGUACCAAUGAUGAUGGCGGGGGAGAGGGCACUAGUGGGCAAAAAGGGAAGCGAAAGUCCGUUACCAAGGAUUCCGAUCCAGCGUGGCGAAAACUCCCAAACCGCCAAAAUAUUGUCCGCUGCCCGCCCAUCAAUUGGGCAAAGUACGGAGUUGUCGGAGAGUCCCUCGACAAACUGCAUGCUGAGCAAGUGGCGGCUCCAACUCCCGGCGCACCAUUGACUCUCGGGCCAAGCCUCAUUCCUAGUGAUUUUAGGACUGGCAAUAGUGUUGCUGGUGCUGGUGAUCAAAACCCCGGUGUUGGCAUGGGAAGUGGGAGCAGCCAGCAGCGAGGGGAACGCUUGGUUGGCGUCGCAGCACCCUAUGAUCCGAUGCGAGAUAAACUGCCGGAGAAGAAAGGCAAAGGCAACAGGCGCUGA